Molecule: messenger RNA, 4035 nt
Organism: Coregonus clupeaformis (lake whitefish)
Lineage: Eukaryota; Metazoa; Chordata; Actinopteri; Salmoniformes; Salmonidae
Product: MICAL-like protein 2
Exons: 18
Coding region: 175-2730 (851 amino acids)
Molecular function (GO): protein binding
Source: RefSeq, a predicted model, not a curated record
UUGAACACUGGACAGUUUGAGCUGGCGUUUCUUUCUCGGUAAUCGGUAUCUUUCUUUCUAGUACCUGCACAUCCCCUCAAAUAAGAAAUAACACCCACUGGUUGCAUACUUCUCUUUGGUUUAUAUUUUUUUCCGGAAGUCAAUUAUUUGACAGGACAACGCGCUCCGGGAAGGAUGGCUGCCAUCAAGGCGCUUCAACAGUGGUGUAAACUUCAGUGCAAUGGGUACCGAGAUGUGGCUAUCAUCAACAUGACAACUUCUUUUAGGGACGGGUUAGCGUUCUGUGCGCUUAUCCAUAAGUACAGACCGGACUUAAUAGACUACGACUCCCUGAAUAAAGAGGAUGUUUUUGACAACAACAACUUGGCUUUCCGGGUUGCGGAGGACAAGCUGGGGAUCGCUGCUCUGCUGGAUGCAGAGGACAUGGUGGCCCUGAGGAUCCCAGACCGACUGAGCGUCCUCACCUACGUCUCCCAGUACUACAACUACUUCCACGGACGCAACCCUAUUGGAGGGGUGGGUGCUGUGAAAAGACCAGCAGAGGGCUCCAAGGAGGAGCUGUCUGGAAAGAAGAAUCUCCCGGUGGUGGCCAAAACAAUAGUGUCUAAAACGGCCAUAGAGAAUCGACCACCUUGCUCCUCUCUCAUGGUGAAAACCUCCCCCAAAUCAACCAGAGCUGCUGUCCAGAAGACGGAGGUUUUGGUGGAGAGCUCCAAUAAGACAGGCACUCUGAGCAGUAAAUGUGUUGUGUGCAAAUGCCACGUUCAUCUGGUCCAACGGCACUUCAUCGAGGGGAAGCUUUACCACAGGAGCUGCUUCAAGUGCAGUGAAUGCUCCAAUGUCCUCCUGGCUGGGGCCUAUAAACCAGGGAAGGAGCCAGGUAGCUUCAUCUGUAAUGACCACCAGAACACCAAGAAUGGCUGCAACAAGCCUCCCUCCUCUGGGGCUGUCAUCCAAACCGGAUCCCCAAGCGCCAACGUUGAAUCCAAAAGUGACACCAGCAGAGUCCAGUCUGUCUCCCGCCCCACCUCUGUGCCUUCGACCCCCGUCAAGGUGGUCUUGAAGCCCGUGGAGACCACCACCACCACCACCCCAGCUCCCCAACCAUGGACCAGCUCGGCCCGGAGAACCCAGGCAGCACGGCAUAAGUUCUUCCAGUCAUCUACCUCAGCCCCAGAGGGCCCCCCCAGCAGCCAUAAGCCCCCAGCCCCCUCAGGACUGCCGAGGGUGCCCCUGAGUACUGAGGAAGAGAAGAACCGAGCCAGGGCUGUCAUUACCAAGAAACUAGUUGAGGCUAACUGCAACAACAAUAACACCAGAUACUUUGUUAUCCGACCAGCAGAAAGGAGGUUUGGAGACUUGCCAAGCUCAGCUGACCUCCCCAGCUGGAAGCAGGCUAACUGUGGGCCAGGCACAGCAGGACAACAAGCAGCCCAACCCUUCACCAGCAAUAAGGAAUUGCUGAACACUGUCAAAAAAGCCAGCGCCGGACCAACAACUGUAUCCUCCACCACCAAAGGCAGGCUUUUUCAAUUCCACUUAAUUUGGAGAACUUACCGUGCAGAGGCUCCUGUUAACUGGCGAUCUAAGCUCAAGCCUGUUAAAAAUGGACCAGGACUGAAGUUCUGUCUGAACUUACUGUAUGUUCAAUCCAAAAUGGUUGAUUUCAGGGAGAGUCCAAUAUUUUCCUGCUCCUUACAUGCACCCUCUUUCUCCAGUACCUCUGACUCUGAGGACCGAGCGAUCGUUGUUGAGCAACCCAAACCUGAAGCCAUCUCGAAGUCUUUCUCUACUAGUAUCAUCGUCAACAUCAGCUCUACCUCUCCUCGGACUCCCCCAGCAGCCUUCAACCCUCUUCCACCUGGCCCUUUGUCUCACAGAGCUCCAUCUCCCAGGCAGCCCCGUCGCGGCUCUGGAGGCUUGGGUACUAGAAAUUUGAAUUAUUCUACUACUCUGUCGUCCACUCCUCCCCUGGUUCCUGUCUGGCACAGGGUCCCAACUUCAAGUCAGCCUCACCACAGCUCUGCAGGAUCGGGCUCAAAGAAUGGCAGUUAUUCUCCCCCUAUGUCUCCUAAACAGCCUCACCAGGGCUCCACAGGCUCUAAAAAUGGAAAGUAUUUGUCACCCACAAACACUUCCAGGUCUGAAAUGAGGUUACCCUUGUGUAAGUCACAUCACAUCCCCAUGGAUCAGAUAGUGAAGGAGCUGCGUGAGAUUGACGACUGCCUGGGUGACUUGGAGAGGAAGGGAGUGGAGAUGGAGAAGAGGCUUCGCAGCUGUGAGGAAGAGGGCGAGGGGGACAUUUUGAUGGACCCUCUGAUGGUUGACUGGUUCAACCUGAUCCGAAAGAAGCAGACAUGCAUUAGGAGGGAGUCGGAGCUUGUGUACAUAGCUAAGACUCAAGACCUGGAGGAGCAGCAGCCUGGGGUGGAGGGUGAGCUGCGCAGACUGUUGGAGAAACCAGAUCAUCUGAAGUCUACUUCGGAGCGUCGGCGAGAGGACAGGCUGAUGGAGAGGUUGAUGGAGAUUGUAAACGGUAGAAACGCAAUCGUAGAAGGACUGGAUGAGGACAGGCUCAGGGAAGAUGAAGAGGAUCAGCAAUUGAAUGAAAUGAUGCAGACUCUUGGACUUAAAAAAUCCAAAAUCAAGAGGAAGUCCUCCUUCAAAAUGCUGUUCAGACGAAAAAGUAGUAAAAAGGUCACAGUGAGUGAUCAGGGGACUGUGUUAUAAUUGUUCCAUCCUGCUCUGGGGGUUGCAGUAUGUGUUGUCGUGUCUGGGAUGUUUUAAAUUGGGUUUAUCUUUUCAAGAGGUGAUACGGAGUGUGUGUGUAUACAUCAACUUGUGUUCAUGGUGGUAUUGGAGUUCAGCUAAUAAGUAACAAGAUUAUGUUGCUGAGCCUGAAGGUCAAAGACCAACAUUCAGCUACAUAUCAGAUCGAGUUGGUGUUUUGUCGCAAAGGUUUGUUUAGAAAGGCUUUUUGUUUGAAAAGAUUCCAGGCUUUUACUCUUCAUUUAGUGUUCAGUUGUUGUUCUUGAGACUGGUCUCAUGACACUUGACUGAUCAUAAUCUGAUGUUUUGUUCCUUGUGGUGUAUAUCUAAGAUGUCACAAUUUUAACUUAUGGUUUGCUUCUUGUUUUUUUUCACUCACUGUUUUUCCUCACAUCUAGGUUGGGAUUGUUGUGAAGGUGUUCAAGAGUCACUGUUAAAAUGAGUCAAAUGCAAAAUAAUGUAACUGGUAUUGUUGCACCGUAUAAUGGUAAAGGGAAAUACAUAUCACUGUGAUUUAAGUUGUUAGUAUCAAAAUAAUAGAAAUUGCCUUAAUGCGUGCUGAUUUUUUUAUUUAUUAAUUUUUUUUGCUUCAGUAGGUCUAAUUAUUUUAAUACAGAUGUAUUUAUUUGAUUAUGCUUCCAAAAAGGAUGUUAUUAGUAACCACAAACAUUGAAUAACAUUUUGAGUGGAAUCCGUCUGUAGACCGGGUGAAGUGGUGAGCAGCAUGUUCUACGCUGCCACAUUUUAAAGGCUGUAUUUCUCCUGUUGUGCUGUAGGUGGCACCAUGGUUUUACCGUGUGUGUUUUAUAUAUAGGAACCAGGCAUGAACCUGAAUCCCAAUUUGCCACAGUACAGGCAGUUAAUUUAUUUGCUAAUUUUAUAAAUGCUGCAAAAUGUUCCAACUCUGCUGAUGCAAUAACAUUGUGAAAGAUUACGUAGAGCAGUAGCUUAUAGGCCAGGAAAAGGCUUAUAAACUAGUGGUUAUGUUGAGCUUUUUAUCUUAAACCUGGUUCAAUUAAACAUAAUUCUAUACUAAUGUAUGUACUGAAGCAUUGUUUUAUGCCUGGUCCAUUUAUUGCAAUGUUUUAAGUAAAACAAUUGUUGGCAUUUGGAGUCAUCUGUGAAAAUACUGUUUGAGGUAUGCACAGGUCCCAAUGUCUCGUGACUUUUAAAAAAUUGGAAGGGAUGUUAAAUGAAUGUGUACAUAAAGUGUAUUUAUAUUUUUAAUUGGAAUGAGUUUGCUGUCCAAUAAAUAAUUUGAACAUC